AUGCGCUGGCUAAUCUUCUCGAGGGCAGCGGCGACAGCCUCGAGCCUAUUGACAAACGCCCUGCCACAGAAUGUUACCAAUGGCCAAAGUGUUCUAGGCACCCUUGACGCCCCUUUGCUCUCAGAGUACCUUCCAGGCCCCUUGAGCCACGGAUAUCCAUGGGGGAACAGGACCGUGUGGAACACUGACCCAACAGACUUUCCAAACACCGGCGUCACUCGAUACUACAAAUGGGAACUUUCUGUAGGUACGGUUGCGCCUGAUGGCGUUCCCAUGAAUAAUACCUUGUUGAUCAAUGGCGCAUACCCUGGGCCUGUUAUCGAGGCGAACUGGGGAGAUUGGAUUGAGGUUGAACUCACAAACAAUCUUUGCUGCGAAGGUACCUCUUUGCAUUGGCACGGUCUGCUCCAACAGGAGACACCGUGGUUUGACGGAGUACCAGGUGUUACUCAAUGUUCCAUUGCUCCCAACUCUACUUUCACAUACCGAUUCAGAGCCGAUCAGUAUGGGACAUCUUGGUGGCACUCGCAUUAUAGUGCGCAAUAUGUAGCUGCCGCUCAAGGACCUUUGAUCAUUCAUGGGCCUACCAAUGUUGAUUAUAAUAUUGAUCUGGGACCUAUUAUGCUAAGCGACUGGUUUCAUGAGGACUACUGGUGGCUUGUCAAUGUCACGAUGCUUCCCAACGGCUUUGGAUCAGCAGGAUUCUUCGCAGCCGAUAGCAUUCUCAUCAACGGAAAGAUGAAUUACGACUGCAGUUUGACAACACUGCCUUGCACUGACAAUGCUGGUGUUUCCAAAUUCCAAUUUCAGUCCGGCAAAAAGCAUCGUCUCCGACUCAUCAACAGUGGCUCGGAACCAAUCAUGAAAUUCAGUAUCGAUGGACACAACCUGACUGUGAUUGCAAUCGAUUUUGUACCAACAGUUCCUUACACUACCAAUGUCGCGACCCUCGCCGUAGGUCAACGUACGGAUAUUAUUGUCGAAGGAACCGGAAGUGCUGGAGAUAGCUAUUGGAUGCGAGCUGAUACUAGCCCUGACUGCUCCGAUGUUGGCUCGACUAACCUGACCGGUCUGGCUGCUGUGUACUAUGAACAUACACCGACUGACGAGACACCUACCACCAACAGCUCCGUCACAAACGACCAACUUACAACCUGCGAUAAUGAUGAUAUUAGUAUUUCAGUGCCUGAGUAUGCGAUGGCAGUACCUGACCCUUCCCUCACUAUCGAAAUUCACUGUGUGUUGUGGAAUAAUGGCACGCACAAUGUCUGGUACAUGAACAACGUAACAUUCCGUGCUGACUACAACGACCCUGAUCUUCUGGAAGCGAAGCUUGGAAAUACCACUUUCCCCGUGUCCGAAAAUGUGUAUGAUUUUGGCACCAACUCAAGUGUCCGGAUGAUUGUAUACAAUCAUAUGGCUUUGGCAUCUCACCCAAUGCACAUUCAUGGCCAUAAUCUCUACAUCCUGCAGACGGGUGUAGGACAAUGGUACGACAACAUGACACUCAUCAACCCAAGUAACCCGCAGCGGCGAGAUACGCCGAAUGACGAAUGUCAACCCCUCUUUGAACAUUUCGUUCUCACCAUACACCCUACAAUCCCCGUCUGUAGUAUCCCGACAUUGCGAACAACAUACUCAAAAUUUUGGAGUGAUCUUUCGCCGACCACAUCCGCCGAAGUGCUGCUUUUGAUUUCAGCAAUUCUAUACACUAGCACAUCCAAUUCGGCCGGUCUAGAAACAAAUCCUCGCUCGUCGGCUCUUUAUGAACUUUACAGUGAGCUCGCACGUGCUCUUGAUCUAUCCUCUUACUAUGCGACUCCCUCGCCGAGCUCCAUCGUGCUCCUCCAGGGGGUUGUUAUUAUGAACACUUUUCGGGCUGGUCAUCUUGCUCCAUUCACCGCGUUCGGAUUCUUGCCCCUCGCCAUCCGCUUUGCGCAAUUUUUACGCCUGCAUGUGGAUCUGACUACGGGUAAUGAUGUGGAUCGAGACGUUCAGCGAAGGCUAUGGUGGCACCUAGUGUUUCUCGACGUAGAAUCCACUAUAGCGAGUGGAUUGCCUGCCAUUAUCUCUUCAGGAAGCCAUACCACAAAUAUGCCGUCUAUCGCUUGGAGUGACGCAGUGGUGGGCGAUGAGGGCAACACUCUCUCAUCGAUGAUGAUCGCAAUGCAGGGUCACCGGGAGUGGGCGUACCGCAUGCAAAUAUGGUACGAACGGAAGCCCCGGCAGCAUGAGAUAGCAUAUUUCAACAAAAUCAUCGAUAGCCUAUUGAAGAUGGUCGGCGAUGAUCAUGAGAGCGAAUGGGCGCGCAUUUAUCUUGAGAUGCUAGUUGAUCGUGCGUACUGCAUGCUGGGGUUGAGAUUCUGGCAGCUAGAUCUGUUCAAGGGUAUGGAUUGUCACAGUGAAGUUGUAAGUACCUCUCGGUCUUUUCUCAAGAAAUUUUUGACACUCGCUAUGCUCUCUCAACCACUGGGAUAUAACUGGUUUAUCCCAGGGGUCAUCCAACCUCUCCACGCUUUGAUUAUUCUGCUAGUGCAUUUGGAUGGCUGCAUGUGCCCUAACGAAGAGGCUCGUCUCAGCAGAGACUUGGUCGAUCAAGUUUUUAACUUACGGUUGGGUCGCAUCUUGACGGGUGAUACUUCUAUCAACCCCACGACUCCGCGAUUUAUCAAUCUCAGACAGCACAACUCAAGAUACAUGGCUUUGAUAACACUCAAAACACGCGUUUGGCAAAAGUUGGGCUGGUCAAACCCUUACAUCAGUUCACAAGAUGGGAUAGACAGAGGAAACCUGGAGGGUAUAGCAAAGGCGCCUGACGAUGAAAACCUCGAUAUUGGUAUUAGUCACGAUUAUUCCACCGAAGAUGACUCGAUAUCAGUUUUUUGGGACACUUUCACCGCAGGAGCCUCUCUGGAUGCGGAUAUAAGCAAUUGGGACGAGUGGAAUCUUCUCUCUACUGGAUUUUCAAAUGAAUAA
Molecule: messenger RNA, 2976 nt
Organism: Talaromyces amestolkiae
Lineage: Eukaryota; Fungi; Ascomycota; Eurotiomycetes; Eurotiales; Trichocomaceae
Exons: 6
Coding region: 1-2976 (991 amino acids)
Biological process (GO): DNA-templated transcription
Molecular function (GO): copper ion binding; oxidoreductase activity; DNA binding
Source: RefSeq, a predicted model, not a curated record